Messenger RNA from Auanema sp. JU1783, 1194 nucleotides. NCBI's taxonomy places the organism in Eukaryota, Metazoa, Nematoda, Chromadorea, Rhabditida, Rhabditidae. The record is from the annotation of a GenBank genome assembly.
AUGAUCGGGGCCUUUCUGCCUUAUGUAAAGAAAAUACGAAGAUCCUAUCAAUCUAAUGAUUUGGUCGAUCGAUUAAAUUAUCAAUAUACCGCUUUAUUAGUAGCCAUUGGGGCGAUUACAUUAGCAGCAACGCAGUAUGUGGGCAAGCCAAUCCAAUGUUGGGUACCUGCUCAAUUCACUGGUGCUUGGGAGAAAUACGCUGAAACUUAUUGUUUCAUCAAGGGAAGUUACUUCCUACCAGAUGAUCAAAAUCCUGAGCAAUACUUCUUGAGUGAAGAGAAGAAGGAAAUAGGAUACUAUCAAUGGGUUCCAUUAAUGUUGGGAUUCCAAGCUUUCCUUUUCUAUUUACCUUGCCUGCUGUGGAAGGCUUUCACCUCAUCGUCUGGAAUCAAUGUUAAGGACGUUUUAGAAUCAUCAGCUAAGGUGAAAAAGAAUGUAUCUCAAAAGGAUAGAGAAAAUCAGGUAGCUAAGGCAGCUGCUCAUCUUCAAGAAGCUCUUGAACUUCAACGUGAAUUGAAAGUUGAAGCUGGAUUUAUUUCAAAAAUGAGAAAGUGCGGAUUCUUCCUCUCCUUCUUGUAUUUGGCUUCCAAAGUUUUGUACAUUGUGAACAUUGGUGUCCAGUUCCUCAUUUUCUCCACUUUCCUCGGAACUUCUUCUACUUUCUGGGGAUGGGAAAUCUUCAGUGACCUUAUGGAUGGACGUUCAUGGCAAGAAACCGGACACUUCCCACGUGUUACUAUGUGCGACUUCCACGUUCGUGUACUUGGAGCAAUUCAUCGAUGGACAGUACAAUGCGUCCUCAUGAUCAAUAUGUUCACUGAAAAAAUUUAUGUCUUUUUAUGGUUCUGGUUUAUUCUCGUUGGAGUUUUAACUAUGAUCUCAUUUGCUUAUUGGUUCGUAGCUCUCAUUUACCGCGGAUUCCAAACUGAAUUUGUCUCCAAAUACCUUCGUUGCAUGGGAGCUAUUAGUGAGGAACCCUCUGCCGUAGAAGAACAGAAGGUGAACGGAUUUGUGCGCAAUUUCCUCACACCAGACGGUGUUUUCUUACUUCGUCUCAUUCAGACAAACGGUGGAGAUAUGUUAGCGGGAGAAAUAGCUACUGCCUUGUAUAAUAAUUAUAAUAAAAGAUACGAAACGAAGGCAGAUGAAUCGUUUGGUGAUAGUCCAGAUACAACGGCUACUUUGCCCCGAUGA